Penicillium longicatenatum is the source of this 726-nucleotide messenger RNA. Its product is annotated as ribonuclease III. Gene Ontology annotation, cellular component: nucleus. The record is from RefSeq and is a predicted model, not a curated record. Bases 1 to 726 code for a protein of 241 amino acids. Gene Ontology annotation, biological process: regulation of gene expression; rRNA processing; primary miRNA processing. The transcript has a single exon. NCBI's taxonomy places the organism in Eukaryota, Fungi, Ascomycota, Eurotiomycetes, Eurotiales, Aspergillaceae. Gene Ontology annotation, molecular function: double-stranded RNA binding; ribonuclease III activity.
AUGCCCAGCUUGCCACCGAUUCGGGACAAUCUACUGCAGCGAGCUGUGUUUAUGCACCCGGCUUGUGGAAAGUCAAACGACGCCAGCUACGACCGACUAGAGGUACUGGGAGACGCAUAUAUCGAACUGAUAGCAACAAAACUGGUGUGGGACAGGUAUCCCGGGAUUCCCGCUGGGAGAAUAUCACAGAUCCGAGAAGGAUUAGUCAAGAAUGAGACGCUUGCAAAAUUCGCCGAGAAAUAUGGAUUUGAUCAUAAAGCCUCGGUACCAGCGAUCUACUCCAACCAGCCGAAGCGAUGGAUCAAGACCAAGGGCGAUAUUUUCGAAGCUUAUGUGGCUGCGAUCGUACUAUCCGAUCCACAAAAGGGCUAUGAAAUGGCGGAAGAAUGGCUGAUUGGUUUAUGGUCGCCAAUUUUAGACAAGUUGGGGCAUCAAAAAGCGGAGCUGCGCUCUAAGGAGGAGCUUGCAAAGAAAGUCAUGGGCAAGGGUAUCAAGCUGGAAUAUCUUCCCGAGCGUGAUCCGAUUCAGGAAAAGGGCAGUGGUACCCAGAUGUUUUUCAUUGGAGUCUACCUCACGGGCUGGGGCUGGGAAAAAAUGCAUCUUGGCUCAGGGCAGGGCUCAAGUAAAGUCGAGGCAGGGGAUGAAGCAGCUCAAAAUGCCUUGCUGAAUACUUCACUGAUCUCUAGAGUCAUCGCUGCGAAGAAGGCAAUGACCAAAAAUAAUUGA